This is a messenger RNA of Zalophus californianus (California sea lion), 5787 nucleotides long. RefSeq names its product sphingomyelin synthase 2 (gene SGMS2). Bases 534 to 1724 code for a protein of 396 amino acids. The record is from RefSeq and is a predicted model, not a curated record. Gene Ontology annotation, cellular component: endoplasmic reticulum membrane; Golgi membrane. Gene Ontology annotation, biological process: sphingomyelin biosynthetic process; ceramide biosynthetic process. The transcript has 6 exons. Gene Ontology annotation, molecular function: sphingomyelin synthase activity; ceramide cholinephosphotransferase activity. NCBI's taxonomy places the organism in Eukaryota, Metazoa, Chordata, Mammalia, Carnivora, Otariidae.
AGUGAGAAGGUGUCGCAAAGCAGUCUAAAAUAAGGAGCAGGCAUGAUUUACAUUGGUGACAGACUCUGGGGGCUGGGCAGAGAAGGAAGCAGAAGGGGCCAAGAGUAAAAGCAGGAUCAGUUGUGAGGCCACUGCCCGAGGACGGAUGUGGCCAGCAGCAAGAAGAAGGCGGGGUUGGCGAGGGAGAGCCCUGGAUGGAUUGCAGAGGGACGGAGGUCGGACUGGCACGAUUUAUGGCGGGGCUUGGAUGAGUGACGCAAGCGAGCAGAAGUCAAGCAGGACUCCCAGGUGGGAUAGUAACACCUCUAGGAGAAAGAAAAUUGGCUCCCUCUCUUGAAAGUGGCGAGUGUACUGCAGGCGGCUGCAUGGGGGGAACAGUAAUCAGAUGGCUACCUUCUACGUUUUGUGCUAGGAAACAAAAUCAGUUAUAGGAAUCCAUGUUGAUCUUGGAAGUAGAAGGAUUUAAAAAAGUGAAGUUUGCACAAAAAACACAUACUUUGCCAACUCCCUUUUGAUCUGAAGACUGGGGGACAAUGGAUAUUAUAGAGACAGCAAAACUUGAAGAACAUAUGGAAAAUCAAACCAAUGAUCCUGCAAGUACUUACACAAGACCUGCCGAGCCUGUUGAAGAAGAAAACAAAAAUGGCAACAGUAAACCGAAGAGCUUAUCCAAUGGGUUGCGAAAGGGCACCAAAAAGUACCCGGACUAUAUCCAGAUUGCUAUGCCCACUGAAUCCAGGAACAAAUUUCCCCUGGAGUGGUGGAAAACAGGCAUUGCCUUCGUGUACGCCCUUUUCAACCUCGUCCUAACCACCGUCAUGAUCACAGUUGUACACGAAAGGGUGCCUCCCAAGGAGCUCAGCCCCCCACUACCAGACAAGUUUUUUGAUUACAUUGAUCGGGUAAAAUGGGCAUUUUCUGUAUCAGAAAUAAAUGGGAUUAUAUUGGUUGGAUUAUGGAUCACCCAGUGGCUGUUUCUAAGAUACAAGUCAAUAGUGGGACGCAGAUUCUUUUUUAUCAUUGGAACUUUAUACCUGUACCGCUGUAUUACAAUGUACGUCACCACUCUGCCUGUGCCUGGGAUGCAUUUCCAGUGCGCCCCGAAGGUGAGCGCCUCUGAGCUAUCAUGUAGAGGAGACGAAAACACUUCGGGAACACCUGCUCGCUGUAUGGCAGGUUCUUCAGACACUCUUAGAGCUCUCAACGGAGACUCUCAGGCAAAAAUACAACGGAUUCUGCGAUUGAUUUCUGGUGGUGGAUUGUCCAUAACUGGAUCCCAUAUCUUGUGUGGAGACUUCCUCUUCAGCGGUCACACCGUUGUGCUGACACUUACUUAUUUGUUCAUCAAAGAAUAUUCACCUCGUCACUUCUGGUGGUAUCAUUUAAUCUGCUGGCUACUGAGUGCCGCUGGGAUCAUCUGCAUUCUUGUAGCGCACGAACACUAUACCGUCGAUGUGAUCAUUGCUUAUUAUAUUACAACACGGCUGUUUUGGUGGUACCAUUCAAUGGCCAAUGAAAAGAACUUGAAGGUCUCUUCACAGACGAAUUUCUUGUCUCGAGCAUGGUGGUUCCCCAUCUUUUAUUUUUUCGAGAAAAACGUACAAGGCUCAAUUCCUUGCUGCUUCUCCUGGCCACUCUCCUGGCCCCCUGGCUGCUUUAAAUCUUCAUGCAAAAAGUAUUCACGGGUUCAGAAGAUCGGUGAAGAUAAUGAGAAAUCUACCUGAGGAGCAAAACAAAGGCAUCAGCUCUUAUACCAAAAGAGUUAACGCUGUAACCAAAGGUAUAGUUUUGGGUUUUUAUUUUAGAAGACCUGACUGGUAAAUGAAGAAGUGGACCAAAUUUCGUGUAAAUGAGUAGAAAGAUGAAUGAAGUAUUACCCUUUGACUGUUUUUUUAUUCAUCCUGAGAAAGGUAUAUGCUCCUGCAGCUCUUCAUUCAUUGGUGACAAGCCCCCAAACUGGGAUUUUACUAAUGAGCUUGUUAAAGAGGUGCCAAAGAACCUACUAUUCCUUCUCCUUAUUCUUUAUCCACUAAAGCCCUCUACAGAAUUUCUUCAGGAUUUUUUUUCCCUCCAACAUCAGAAGAAUUUGUUAAUGUUUUAAAUAAAAUAUCUGGAUAUAUACAGCUACUGUGUAAAUAGAAUAACCUAAUGUUGAGAGUGGUUUUAGCAUUAGGCUUAUUAAUGAGGGGGAGAUCUAUUGGUUGUAAGUAAACUUGAGGUGAACUUUGUUUCCACCUUGUCACGGGGAAGGUCAGGGUCAGGUCUGGGAAUGUGCACCUGUUGCUACCACCCACUGCACUAUGUAUCACUUCUACUUUUUUUUUUUUAAACUGAUAAUUUUCUUAAAAAAAAAAAAAAGGAAAGAUGAUCCAAUAUGGAAGUAUUUGACACAUCUCACAGAUUUUAUGCGUGUGUAAAUAUUUCACUUUAAAAUCUCUAGGACAGAUACAGAGGAAACAUGGAGCUAUUUCUGUUAAACAGGUGGUCCUUGUGUAUACAUUCAUCUGCUCUCUGCCGGGUAAAUUUGCAUCUGUGCCCCGCCCCCGCCCCCUAGGGCAGGUAGCUGCUCCAGCACAGGCUGAAAACACGCAUGUAUGUGAAUGGAUGCUCGUGCCACUUGGGGGACAAGCCUGCGUUUCUCUCCCGUCCUACCCUGUGUGAGAUCUGUUUUAGAGCGGCUAAAUCGGCUAAUCGGAACUCAGAGAUGCAGUUGGUCAUGUUUCACUGGAAACUCUUUCUUCCUAGUUACAUUGUACUUUAUGGAAAAACCAAGACGGAGUCUAAAAGUGUAAUGUAUCCUUGCCUUUUAGCAAGAGACUCAGCUUCUUAUAAAUGGGUCCUAAGGACAUAUGCCACAACUGAGUAAUUUUACUUUGAUCGUGAAAUUACACCACGGUGCUGCAUUUUCCUCUCCUGUUGGAAUCAGUCUGUUAGACAGUGACAGCGACCCAGUAAAGGGGGAGCAUCGUUUCUAAAGUUCUUUGAGGUGAUGCAAAAAGAAGAUGGAUUUUUAAAAAUCAGAUCAGAUUAAUGCUGUCAGAGUUGGUUAAUUUCUUGAGCCUUCUAGUAACUCUAAAAUGAGAUUUAUGGUUACAGAAUCAUCAACCCUAGGUCAGAAGACAGGCCCAUGAGGUAGAAGGGGGCAGUUACAUUUAUAUUGAAGGCAAAAAAGGUGAAAAUUUCCCUCCAUUUAAGAAUGAAAAAUACCCCUGAAUUUGUCAUUAUAAACUAGUUUGCUUUGAUUUGGUACACAAAAUUGACCUUCAGAUUGCUUGAGAGAAGCACAAUACAAAUCUUUUCAGAAGGGUCAUUAUUUUUGGUGCUAAAAUUCUGUGUCUGUAUUCAGAAUGGCUCUUUCUCUGAGUAACAGAAGAAUCACUAAAGGAAAGGUAGUUGAAUUCAAAGGCAGGAAAAAAGACAUUCUUCAUCCAGUUAUUUAAAAUGAGAAUGGAAAUCCUGAAUAUCCUUGGCAGACUUUGAAAUGCAAGUAGUUUUCUGGUAUUUGUUAUUAAAUAAACCAAUAAGAAAUAGAUCUAUAGUUUACCAGAUGUGCUUAAGCCAGAAUUUUGUCUUUCUUUUGCUAAAUAUUGACACUUGUGACAUUUAAGGUGUUGUGCUUGAAAACACUGAGUUUCAAUUCCUGCUGUCCGAUUAUGAGGAAAAGCAUCUGACACGGAAGCCUGGGUUUUGUGCUCCUGACGUUGGCAUAUUCCUUGAGCAUCUAAUUCAUAACCUGAUAGACCUGAGAGCCUUAUUCAGCAGUGUCUUGGAUAACCUAAUUUUCUUCAACUUAAAUAAGGAAAAGUAUUUAAGAUUUAAAAAUCAUGGUGUGUUGAUUGUUGGAGACCCUUGAAACAGUAAACCUUGCAUUUUAGUCAAGUGAUGCAGUUUUUUAAAAAAUACCAUCACCUUUUAAAGAACUAAAAACCUCUCUGACCUCACGUGUGGAGACACUAUUAUUGCUCACGUGUUCCUUACAUGUAUGUGUCACAGGUGUCUAAUAGACACAGAGGAAACAUGUGAUUUGAAAAGGAGGGAAAACACCAAAGUUUCAAGAUGGGAAAAUAAAAGAAAUAGAGAAACUCAUUUACAUUUACCAAAGCAAACUUGAGGCUUAACCUAACAUGCCCCUUUGGGAUAGAAAACUUAAAACAAUUAUGAUCUUGCCUUUGAAAUAGUGAAUUUUAGGAGCUCCUUUUCCUUGCUAAUUAUGAUACGAGAUCUUAUCCACUAUCUUUUUUUUUUUGUAAACCAGUGCUCCUGUUUGAAGCUUUUCUUGGAAUUGAGUCCUGUGCGAUAUCUAUAACAGGAUUCCCAUAAAUUAGGCAUAUUUUUUCUAAAUUCUUUCAAAUGGAAAUGGGUUCCUCUCAGAUUCUAUUUUUUGAGCUCCUCCACAGCUCUGAAAAUAAAGCAUUGCUCCUGAUUCCACCCAGAGUGAUUUUAAAUUUGUUAUUUAAUUUACUGGCAUCUUGGGAAAUAAGUUGUGCUGAGGAAGGAAGGCUGUUUUGAGCGAGCCCGGGCCCCGGUCUAGGGUAAUGAGGACCUUGCCUAAGGUUCUUUGCUGUAUAGCAGUGCCCCCUAGUGGAAUUAUGUUAUAUGACUUGGAACGCAAACUUGCCACUUUUUUAAGUAUAUUUUCAAGUUUUUAAAAGGCAUUGGUUUGGUUGUUGUUUUUUUGUUUUGUUUUUGCCAAUAAUCUGAAAGCAUCAUGCAAAAGGGAUUAUUUUAAAGGUCCUUUAAACCUUUCCCAAAGGGAAAAUGUGCUUAGAUCCCAGGAAGUUACAAUUCUAAUCCUUUAUCCAUUCGAUCAAAGAAAAUUUGCAGACCAUUUUACCUCUCAUUAUCACAAUCAUUAAUGUCUCCCUUUAUAACUACCUAUACUUUGUUUACUUUGAAACACAGGUUGGCAGUCUUUCUUAUUUUGUAUUUGUAUUUUUUUUACAUGCUAAAGCUCAUGCAGCUUUUUAAAUUAAAAGUUCACAUCUUGUUUCUUCAAUAUUUAAGCAUUUCCUUUUUAUUUGUCGUUUUUGUUUUGCACUGUAAAACUUCUUAAAAAUUUAAGCCGGUCUUAACAUACUCACUUCUGUACUGCAAGGAAGUGUGAGAAGGAAUUUCUUGAUAAUGAGUUUACAAGUUUUAAAUCGAGCAUAUUUUAAGUAAUAUGCCAUGUGUUGAAGGCUUUCCUAUUUGUAUAAAGGUUUCUGGUAUUUUUUUUUUUUAAUGUCAUUGUGUUGCAAUAAUUUAACUCCUUUGACUUACUUGCUAAAAAUAUUCUAUUAAGAAGUGCUCUUGACUUCAAUACCUAAACACUGAAAAUCAUGUCAAAGGUACCCAAAGAUAAGUUUUUAUACAGAUACACACCUUAUAAGUUCUGAUUUAUUACUCAUUAAUCUAACUAUGCUGUGUUCUAAAUGAAUCAUGAAUGAGAAUAGUUCUUUAUUAUGGAAUUAUUUAAAACUGUCCUUUAAAAGAAAAAAAAACUGUAAACAUAAGCUAAUCUAGUUGCCAAGUUGGAAUUCAUUAUUUAAUUUACCUCCUAUGCAAUGAUUAAUGCUGCAAAAUGUACGGUUAUGUUACAGUAUAUUCAUAAAAGAAAUAUUACAAGGUGUGAGAGGUAGCCUGUUGCAGUCUUUCGGAAAUUUACUGUACUGUUUCAAUGUGUUAAGUGCCUUGUUGUAAAGUAAAAUUUUAAGUCUAGAAUUCAUUAUUUUCCUGACAUAUUUUUCAUUAUAAUAUAUACUGUAUGCUAUUGUAAUAGUUUUAUUAAAUGCUUAUAUUUUAAUCAAA